AGUCUGUGUUAAAUCGCCUUGAAAGCUAAAAAAUAUGACGAAGCAAAAGAGAUACGACGUGAAUUCGUUAGAAAGCGAGAAUGAAGAAAAGACAGGCAAGGAACGAAAAUGGAGCGUCAUUAUGGCUACCUUUGUGGCUGCUCUUGGCCCCUUGACGUUCGGGUAUUGUAUGGGUUAUUCCUCUGCUGCAACCACACAAUUAGAGAUAAAUGAAGACAAUAUAAACAGUACACAACUGCACCUCACUGUAUCUGAAAUCAGCUGGUUUGGGUCCCUAUUAAACAUUGGUGCUAUGAUAGGAGGACCACUACAAGGCUUCUUGAUUGACCUCCUGGGCCGCAAGAUUGCUCUUAUACUCACCUCAAUUCCUUUCUGCUCAGGGUAUCUUUUAAUUGGUUUUGGUAGUAAUGCUUCAAUGUUAAACAGUGGUAGGUUCAUGUCAGGAUUGGGAGUAGGAAUGGCCUCUCUUAAUGUACCUGUUUACAUCUCAGAGACAGCAUCUUCAGGUAGUCGUGGUGCUCUUGGAUCUGUCAAUCAACUGGGAAUUACUUCAGGAAUCCUUAUAUCUUACAUAGUUGGGUUCGCCAUGAAUUGGCGAUGGUCAGCCCUUGUGGGCGCCUUCCCUCCAACUAUUCUUGUUGUUCUCAUGGCGUUUAUGCCUGAGACAGCCAGGUGGCUGAUGGCCAAAAAGAAAGAAGAAAAAGCAAGGAAGAAUCUCAAAUGGUUGCGGGGGCCUAAUGUCGACGUUGAAGUUGAACUCGACGAAAUAAGAUUAACUCUUGCUUCCGAAAAAGGCAAGUUUUCUCUCAAGGAGUUCGCUCAACCCGGUCUCCUACGACCCUUUAUCAUCAGCAUGACAUUACAUUUUUUCCAGCAGUUCAGCGGCAUCAAUGCCGUCAUGUUCUACUGCGCCACCAUCUUCCAGAAGGCAGGCUUCGAUAAGCAGAGUACUUUAGUACCCAUUAUAAUCGGAGCAGUGCAGGUCUUAUCGUCUGCUGUAUCUCUAUCUCUGGUUGAUCGUGGAGGUCGACGAUUCCUCCUCAUCACCGCAGGAAUCAGCAUGACUAUUAGCUGCACCUUCACCGGUAUCUACUUCCAAAUCAUCAAAGACAGCCCUGACAGCGCGGAUGCACUCUCGUGGAUAGCAGUAACAAGCCUUUCGAUAUAUAUAGUCGCGUUUGGUUAUGGGUGGGGUCCGUGCACGUGGUUGAUCAUGAGCGAGAUCUUCCCUGUACGAGCCCGCGGUACAGCCAGCGGUAUUGCUACUUUCUUCAAUUGGUUUUGUUCGUUUAUUCUGACGAAAACGUUUAGUGAUCUACUAUUGACGUUGACGCCGGCGGGAACGUUUUGGAUGUUUGCUGUUAUCCUGUUGCUGUCUGUCUUAUUCGUUUACUUUUUUGUGCCCGAGACGAAAGGGAAAACUUUGGAAGAGAUUCAGCGAGAGUUCGAGGCGAAAGGAAAGAAAGGGAAAGGAAUGUACCGAGAGACAAAUGUAUAAAGACGUAAUAUAUGGGAAACGUACAGUGACUAACUUCAUUCUUCUCUUCAGCAAAACUCAAAACAAGUUGUUGUCAAGCUUGGUUAAAAUUGCAUUUUUUUGACCCACGCAACUAAAAUAUAAAUAAGAACCUCAUAAUUUCUCUUCAUGUUAAAGGCUUUUCUGUUUUUACGAGUCGUAAAGAUCGACUUCAAAUUUAAUAGCAGUAGGCUUUCAGAGCCUCUCUCUGACGUUAGAGUAACAGUGUCCUUUCAAAAGGUGUGCUGCGCACAUUGGUAUAAUAUUAUCAUGUAUGGUGCAAUAAUUUUCAUGAAAAAUGUUAGUUGGUUAGAUGAAUGAUACGCACUUGUACAUCAUGCCACAAGAAGGCAUUAACAUGUGAUAUCACUCAGGCCGUCUCACACUAUCACAAUUCGAAUCAAUCACUGCAGAUUUCCUUAUAUUUCAACCUUUUGUUUGACGAUGUUCAUGGUUUUUUUUGGUUCAUUUUUAUUCAUUUUAAAUUUGCUUGUAGGUUGAAGGUUGUAAAACCAGUUGUGGGACUUUAUUGCACAUAUUACUGCACCAAAAACAUUAGUCUAUUCACUAUGAAAUUUGGGCAAGUUUUAAGUAUAUUCACUUUUCUUUUAUCGUGGGUAUUGAGCUUUUUUUAUUUGGGUUUUAGGUAUAAUUUCGUACAUGUUGCAUGCAUAAGGUAGAUUCAGUUCAUUUGCAAACAUUUCUUCUUAGACAUUAUGCAUAUAAUACACACACAAAAACGUUUGUUGGGUCUAUUCUGUGAUUUGAGGGAUUUUUUCUGGGUUCUCCAGUUUAUCUGCCUUCACAAAAGCCAGCCCUGAUGAAACCAAGGGUUUCAAAGAAAGAGCAAAAAAUCACAAACAAGUUAUUACAGGCAAUGUUGCUUAGGUAGGAUCGUUUUCUACUUUUCCAACAUUGUGGGACAAAUUGUGUUGUGUGACAUGGCUCACAAUAUCAAUUGCCAGCAACGUGGUGUGCAAUAUUACAGGCAGUGUUGCUGAAAUAGGAUUGUUUUCUACUUUACCAACAUUGCUUGUGUCAAAUUGUGUCGUGCUGGCUCACAACAUCGGUUGUCUACAACAUUGCAUGCCAUUUGCACCGUGUCUGUAGCUUUAAUCUUUUUUGAUUGUCUUCCCUUAGUUAAGUUAAGUGAGCUUCAACUCACUGAUAACUAUUUCUUCAAAUUGAAAAGCCUUUAAAAUUUCAUUCCUCUGAUAUUUAAAAACCUUUCACUUUCUUUAUUUCAUUCUUUGCUUCACAUUACUUCAAA
Molecule: messenger RNA, 2786 nt
Organism: Actinia tenebrosa (Australian red waratah sea anemone)
Lineage: Eukaryota; Metazoa; Cnidaria; Anthozoa; Actiniaria; Actiniidae
Product: solute carrier family 2, facilitated glucose transporter member 8
Biological process (GO): transmembrane transport; carbohydrate transport
Cellular component (GO): membrane
Molecular function (GO): sugar transmembrane transporter activity
Source: RefSeq, a predicted model, not a curated record